Messenger RNA from Exserohilum turcica Et28A, 1233 nucleotides. RefSeq lists its product as uncharacterized. NCBI's taxonomy places the organism in Eukaryota, Fungi, Ascomycota, Dothideomycetes, Pleosporales, Pleosporaceae. The transcript has a single exon. Gene Ontology annotation, molecular function: 1-alkyl-2-acetylglycerophosphocholine esterase activity. Bases 1 to 1140 code for a protein of 379 amino acids. The record is from RefSeq and is a predicted model, not a curated record.
AUGCACACUUUCGUCGCCUCAAGCUUGGCUCUCGUAGCUACUGCUCCUUUACUUUCGACGGCAAAGAUUAUCGUCGGACAUGUCGGCCAGGCCAAUAUCACCAUUGGAAGCACAUCCCUUCUCUUGACGGAUACGCAUCGCCAGGAUCCCUAUAUCGACGAUGGAAGAAGCCAAUCCAUUAUGGUAUCCAGCUUCUACCCUGUCUUGAAUUGCCAGAACAAAAGCGUUGAACCAUACAUGCCGCCGCAGACAGCCGCCUUUAUGGACAAGAAGUUUUCCGUUUACGGUCUUCCCAACGGAACAUUUCCAUCGCUGCAGUUAGAAGUAUGCAGCGAGCCAGCGACCGGGGGGUCUUGUUCCACACCAACUCUGCCACUGGUGCUCUUCUCUGGUGCACUAGGCACCAGCCGCUAUCUUUCCAGUGUCAUGCUGCAAAGUGUCGCAUCCUCAGGGUAUCUAGUCGUUUCCAUCGAUCACCCAUACGAUGCCGACAUUGUUGAGUAUCCAAAUGGCACACUCAUCACCGGGGUCGAUAUUCCCGAUGAUAAGAUCAAUCAAACAGUCGCCACACGGGCAGCCGACAUCUCGUUCACCCUCAACAGCCUACGAAAGAGCGGUGUUUCAAAGAAGCUGUUCCCAGCGCAUGACAUCCACCAAUAUGCCACAAAAGUAGCCGUUAUGGGCCACUCCCUCGGGGGUGCAGCUGCAGGGGCUGCAGCUAUGCAAAUGCCUUCUGUAAGCGGUGGCAUCAAUAUCGACGGGACAAUGUUUGGUCCUGUCCUCGAUGAAGGCCUCGAUCGGCCCUUCAUGUUAAUAGGUCAUGAUAACAAGACGCAAGAAACAGACCCCUCGUGGAAGAUAGUAUGGCCAAAGCUGCGAAGCUGGAAAAGGGAGAUUGAAGUGCGCAAGUCGGCGCAUUAUUCAUUCUCUGACAUUCCUAUACUUCUAAGCACGAUGGGGGUAGGAAGCACACAGUUGGCUGGUAUCGGUGAUCUCUUGGGUACGAUUGAAGGGAAGAGAAUGAUGAAGCUUACUACUGCUCAUGUUGUUGCCUUUUUUGACUUCAUACUGAAGUCUCGCAGUCAGCAAGGAUUCGCGGAAGUGGCUAACGAAUUCCCAGAAGCUGUUACCAUCGCUUAGCAACGAUUCCAUCAAACCGGGAAGGAUUGAACUACCCUUGUCCGUUUUGGGAAUUUCUUUAACGUCCAGAACCCUUUCAAAAUACAUGUUAAC